CUCCCCUGUCUCAUCACCCAUAUCAAGUGACUCGAAAGUCAGCGGAUUUCUUCCCCAAGCCAGCUUUUCUCGAUACACACGACUCCAAACUUUUCUGCUCGUAUUUUCUGUACCUGCAAAGUUGCGCCAAGCGGACAAGGAUUAUUCAGUGGCGGUGACGCUAGUGGGACUGCCGUUUAACGUUGUAAUCCCUAAAUCUUGAUCUCCUCCAACUUCAUCUCCAACACACUCGUUUCACCACAACAAUGGCCUCAUUCUCUCUACAGUCGCUACUGAUCGCAGGCGCAUGCCUUGCAUCCUCUGCUACCGCCAUAAACACACAGCUUGUUGGAACAUGGUCGACGAAAUCUGCGAAAGUGUUAACAGGGCCGGGAUUCUACAAUCCUGUAAACGACAGUUUCAUCGAACCAAGCCAUACGGGAAUCUCGUACUCAUUCACGAGCGAUGGGUAUUAUGAGGAAGCAUACUACAGAGCAAUCUCAAACCCAACGAACCCAUCAUGUCCACAAGCGAUCAUGCAAUUCCAACACGGAACAUUCGUCGAGAACUCAGAUGGCUCUUUGAGCAUGAGCCCCUUCUCCGUUGACGGUCGCCAACUUCAAUCCAACCCCUGCGCCAGUUCUACCUCGACGUACACUCGCUACAAUCAGUCCGAAACCUUCGAAAAAUACCAAGUCUACACCGACCCCUAUACAAAAAUGACCCGUCUAGACCUAUACCAAUUCGACGGCUCUCCAAUGAACCCGAUGUUCCUUGCCUACUCGCCACCUCAAAUGCUCCCCACCGUAACUAUGAACCCCACCGCAACCGCCACCGCUUCAGGAAAGAAAGCCAAGCGAACUGCUGGAUUAGGGGACGAGCUGGAGGAGCCGCUGAACAAGAACGCGAUGCAUAUCAAGCGGGAAGCUUUCGAACGACCACUACUCCACAGAAUCGAUUUGAACAUGCUUUGGUGGGCUGGUGUGGGAAUGACGAUCUUUGGAGGCGCUGCUUACUUGUUAUGAGUGAAACACGAGUAAAUUAAUGAAGUAACAGGUUGAGGACGGCUAGAGGAACGAGGAAGAUUAUGUACAUUUGGAACCACGAAAUGAAGAGCCAGGCGGGAGUACUAGAUGGACAGUAUUGUAUGUAUUGGGGCGUAUACCAAGGAGUUUUGGAUGGGUCAGGAUAAGGCUCUCAUUUUGUUCAUAAUCACGCGG
Messenger RNA from Mollisia scopiformis, 1199 nucleotides. RefSeq lists its product as uncharacterized. NCBI's taxonomy places the organism in Eukaryota, Fungi, Ascomycota, Leotiomycetes, Helotiales, Mollisiaceae. Gene Ontology annotation, cellular component: endoplasmic reticulum; endoplasmic reticulum membrane. Bases 246 to 1004 code for a protein of 252 amino acids. The record is from RefSeq and is a predicted model, not a curated record. Gene Ontology annotation, biological process: 'de novo' protein folding. The transcript is spliced from 4 exons.